AUGGCCACAGCGCCCACUGUUGAUAGUCCUGCCGAUGUGUCUACCUCGCCAAACCACGAGCUUUUAAGCACUGCGCAAGAACAACAACAGCAGCAGCAGCAGCAGCAUCAUGUCGACGACUCAACAGCCCCGGCUAUGAAUGGUACAAGCAACCACGAUGAAGUCGAGAAUAAGCGCAUCACCAGCGUCGAAGACCAGACAAACUCGGCCGACGCCAGCGCCAGCGGUGGCUCGGAUACCGAAGCUUCUCGCACAGACAGCUCCAAGACGAAGGACCAUGGCCGCACUACGCCGUCCCUUAAGAAGCCUGCUACGUUCAAGGCCGUGUCCGUCAACAAGACCUUCCUCGCUUCCAAAGCACCACCCCCCGCCAGCAUCACCAAGACUAGCGACAAGAUCAAGAGCGGUUCCAAUACGCCACCUCCGGGUUCUACCUCCCUGUCCGCCGCUCGCCCACGCUUGAUUGCCAAGACCGGCAACGCACGCGACGCGGCUUCUCGCGCUGCGGCCAUGAAUGGAGGCAAGCCCGCCUCUGCCCCGGAUCCUAGUGCCGUCUGGAACAAGAACAGGCCCGUCCCAGCUCCAGACCCAAAAAAGUUGACCGAUGAUGAGCUCAAGAAAUAUGGAAUCCAUGUCGCUAGCCGCCUCGAGGAGGAAGAUACGCAAGGGCAGAACAAAUGGGCCGAUCUGGACGAUGAUGACGAGGACUGGACUCCCGAGGCUAUUACCUGGACCGACGGUACCAAGACGACCCUGCCCCAUAACGAAGAAGGUCACGGCCAUGAAGAGUCGCCAGGGGCCCAUGGCGCAGAGCCAGAUAAGGCAGGGCCACCUGCUCCCUCCCCAGCACCAGCACCAGCACCAGCACCAGCAGCCGCUGUUGCCUCCGUUACUGCCGCCCACCCGAAGCCCGCUGGUCUCCCCUCUGGUCGGGUCAUGGUCCUUAGAAGCGCUGCCCCAGAAAAGCCUUCGCUAGUGGCCAAGCCCCCGUUGCCGCAGCAGCCAGCCAAAUCUCCCUGGGCCACACUCCCCCCCGUGGAUAGGACCUCUCCGUCUAUCCCUGACCAUUCGGCUCCCUUCUUCCGCGGAGGUCCCGGGGAGCCCAUGACCCUAAGGAACAACAACCACAUGGGCUACCCGCCGCCUCCGACCAGGGAACUUGCCGCUGACGAGUUUGGUGGUCGCUCAUCGUGGCGUGAAGGAGCGUCACACGGGAACCGAGAGCUUUUCAACUCCCAAUCUGGGCGCUAUGAACCCGUCCCUGAUGGCCGCGGAGCCUUCAGGGCAGACCAGGCCAGACACACGUCGGUCUUGCAGCGGCCUUCGGCUGGUGGCGACCACCCUGCUGAACCGUCAAGCGCAUUCCAGACCCGCAGGACCAGCCACGAUGGCAGCCACUUUGCAAGGCGACGCGGGUCUUCCAACGUCAGCGGUGGGAGCGGGACCGUUUUCCAGCGCCAGGGCAAACUCCCAGACGGGUAUAUACACCCGCCUACUGACCCAGCCGGAAUUCAGAGAUCUUCUUCGCAUGCCGGAUCUGUGGCAAGCCCCGUCUCGCCAUCAGUCAUGCCAGCUUCGCACGGCAGAUACCCACACCAAGGCCAGCAUGGAUACCCCCCCGGGCCAUCACCAGGAACCACCUUUGCUAGCCUGAAUCAGGACCCGCCGGGAGGGGGUUUCCCCCAGGCCCCGGCGCCGCAGUCGAUGGACGAUAUCGAGUUCCAGAGAAACCUCAUGCGAGAGCGCACAGAACUCGCUCGUAAGCGUCGACAGGAACAGGAGGCUGCCGAGGAGGCUGCCAAGCGUGAACGCAUCCAGAAGAAACUCGAUGCUAUGGGCCCUCCGCCCAAGAAAAAGGGCGACAAGCCCGAGGCGUCCCCGACCAAGGAAGAGCUACCCAGGCCGACGCAGAUCCAGAAGAGAGUCCAUCCCGACCCCCCUAGUACACCGGCUCAGACCCACGCCCAACCUCAUGCUUCGGGUCAGGCCCAGGAUCAGGUCCCCGCUCAGGGUCCUUUGUCCUCGGGAGAGCCUGUAGACGGAGUAGACGGAAAGGCCGGUCCACGCCACGCGGACAAUGGCCUGCCUCAUUACUCGGCCCCGAGACGUGCCUCCCACGGCCAGGAGUCACGACAGCCCCUCUGGGCUGGUGGCCGCUCUGACCGCCUCGGCGGUUGGGUUCCCGGCGCCCCAGCGCCUAUCCGCAGUGUGUGGGGGUCCCCCAACAACGACCGCGGCCUCGGCAACGGUACAUUUAACCCUGACCUAGGUCGUAUACCGGGCUCGCAACCUGAGCCCCAGGGGCAGGCUCAGCCGGGCAAGGGGCCGGCACCCAUCGGCCCGCCUGUCGCUCCUCCAGCAGAGUCGCCCCGAAGCCGUCCCGCGCAGCCGCCGCCACCUGGGCUGAUUGGAUCGCGCCCGUCUCGCUACACGGCGCCGGGUUCGGACCUCCUCUCUUCCAGCAGGUGGGCCAACUCGGUCAUUGAGAGCGAUAAGAGGCUGGCUGCUGAGCGAACCGCCACCGACCGUUCUACAUCGCUCGAGGACACUCAGCCAUCCAUCAAGGAUAAAUGGCGCCCCGUCUCCGUCGCCGGCGACGGCUCGAGGCUCGCCAUGGGCGGUAGCGGUGUUCCGGCGGCUGGAGGAGAGCUUCCUGCACACACACCUGCAACCCACACCGGUGUCAUCGGCUCAGGCACUGCCAAUAGCUCUAUCCUGUCGCAACCAGGACAGGGCCCGUCUUCACAGGCAAGGACAUCUCGCUUCUUCCCCUCUAGGGAUGCCAGAGUCGAUGGCAUGACUACCCACUCGUCUCGGUCCGCUUCCCCGACGCCGCCUCCUCCAACCUUGGAAGGCCACCCGGUCUACGAUGGGAGCACCGUUCACCCUCACGUGUCGCUUCCUAGGCCUCAUCCUGUCGUCAAGCUCCCUCCCUCCGUGGCUCAACCGCAACCGCCUCGCCAGCAGCCUCAACAGGCGCAUGUUCGCCCUGCUCCGCUGGCUUGGGCGACCCAGACGCCUUACACAGGUGGCACGGCGUCAUCUCAGCAGCAGCAGCCGAAUAAGCAGUCCCGUCUAUCUGGCGAGAAGGCGGCGACGCAGAGGGAUUGGCAGAAGAGGAUCGAUACACUGCUCAACAACGACAACAAGCACGCGUCGCCCAAGCCCAUGGUUGUCGACGCCUCGAGCAAGAGUGCGCUGGAUCAAGCUCUGGUCGAAGAUGCAGCCACCGUGUCCCUGCCCACCCCGCUACUGCUCUCUGACGGCGUCGUCCCCGCUGCCCUGGUCCAGGACAGCUCAUCCAAACCCCUGGCUGAGGAAUGCUUCAACGAGCCCGAGAUUGGCUCGCUGCCCCUCGUCAAGCUGCCGCAUAUCGUCCCCGACGCUGCCUGGCAGCCAGCAGAGGUGCCUGCCAAGUCUCUGCCCAAGAGGUUCGUCGUCCAGGCUGCCGCUGCGGAGCCUUUCCACUUCGUCAUCGAGUCGGGCAACAGUGUCGGCGCUGUGAGGAUUCACCUGCCCGGUAUGGGACCGGCCAAGACUAUUUCAGGAUUCUUCCAGUCGUCUAGCAGCCGAGGGAGUCGAAGCGGAGGAGGUGGCGGCAUCGGUGGCCAUGGAAAAUCCAGCAGAGGCCACCGUAGUACCCACCGCAACAGCGAAAAGACGGACCCGAGCUCUCACCCUCACCCUCAGCGUGAGACUGCGCCUGCAACCCCUUCGUCCAACAACAACAACAACAACAACAACAACAACAACAACAACAAUAACAACAGCAGCAGCAGCAACAACCACGGUAGCGGCAGCAAUGGCCAGAGUCAUAACCACAGCGGACGUCGUGCACGCGGAGGCAACCGCAAGACGUCCGAGAACUGGAACAACCGCCGCGCCCAGAACCAGUCCUCCACACAGGCAUAG
Messenger RNA from Geosmithia morbida, 3912 nucleotides. RefSeq lists its product as uncharacterized. The transcript has 3 exons. Lineage: Eukaryota; Fungi; Ascomycota; Sordariomycetes; Hypocreales; Bionectriaceae. The record is from RefSeq and is a predicted model, not a curated record. Bases 1 to 3912 code for a protein of 1303 amino acids.